GAGACGCGGAAGGUAUUAAACUGAUCAGAACAAUACUAAACACACCACCAAUAAGGUUUCUCUCCUGUAUGGCUCCUCAAAUGAUGCUUAAGAUUAGAAGCGGCUGAAAAGCAUUUCUCACACUCCGAACAAAAAUAUAUUUUUUUAACAUUCUCUCCACUUUGAACGAAAUGACGUUUGGGAAGAGAUUAACAUAAUUAAACACAGGCAGUAAAAAUACAGUUUUUUAGCCAUACCCUGUAACUUUAAAACUACACAUCCCAUCUUCAUAAUUACAUAUUUGGAAUCAGCACACUUAAAACAUAAACAUAACCAAAAAUCAGCCAAAUCCAUCCAAGGGUUAAAAAGUUAGCUGGAGGUCCCUUUAUGACCGACCGCAAGCACAUUUUCCUGCCAAAACAGUUCCAUAGAUUUGGGCUGUGAGGUCGGUCUAUUUCAGGCUGAAAAAACGACUAAAUCCCAUCGCGAAUGGGACUUAGUCUCUGCAGCUGAAAUAAGGCUGAAAAAAACGGCUGAAAAAAAGACUAAGUCCCAUCGCCGAAUGGGACUUAGUCCCUGCAGCUGAAAUAAGGCUGAAAAAAACGGCUAAAAAAAAGACUAAGUCCCAUCGCCGAAUGGGACUUAGUCCCUGCAGCUGAAAUAAGGCUGAAAAAAACGGCUGAAAAAAAGACUAAGUCCCAUCGCCGAAUGGGACUUAGUCUCUGCAGCUGAAAUAAGGCUGAAAAAAACGGCUGAAAAAAAGACUAAGUCCCACCGCCGAAUGGGACUUAGUCUCUGCAGCUGAAAUAAGGCUGAAAAAAAGACUAAGUCCCAUCGCCGAAUGGGACUUAGUCUCUGCAGCUGAAAUAAGGCUGAAAAACGGGUUGAAAAGACUAAGUCCCAUCACGAAUAGACUUUAGUCUCUGCAGCUGAAAUAAGGCUGAAAAAACGGUUGAAAAGACUAAGUCCCAUCAAUGGGACUUAGUCUCUGGGUAGCUGAAAUAAUUUCCCAUUUACUGAACCAAGUGGAAAUAGCAAGGCAGGCACAAAGGGUUUGCACCAGGUUCAGGGACACAGGGGACACCGCCUUAAAGGGCCGCGGUCCCCAAUAGUCUGGGGACACGGCCUUAAAGGGGCAGUGUCCCAAUCUUCCUGAUGUCCCAAAAAAGGUGUUUAAAGGGCCAGCACCAGUCACAUAAAGAGUCCAUAAGCCCCAAUAUGCCCACCGACAGUCUUAAAGGGCCAUACACACAAAAUAAAAGUGCAUACAUUUUCACAAUCUCCCAGGGGCCAUAGUCAUGCGGGAGGAGGCUGGCAAAGAGGCUUCUCCACAACCCAGGGAAACAGGGCAAUUUGCCAUUUAAAAGGCCCGUUACAAAUAGCAGUUUGUAACAAGGUGUCAAUCCAUAUCUGCCAAGUGACCCGAUGUAGGGGGAACAGUCCCUAUUCUGCUCUGUGUCAGUGUGUAUAAGGGGCUCUGAGGACAGGUGUCAACCAUAUCUGCCAAGUGACCCUAUGUAGGGGACCAGUCUCUAUUCUGCUCUGUGUCCGUGGUGCAUCGCCUCUGAGGACAGGUGUCAAUCCAUAUGCGUCAAGGUGUCAAUAUGUCAUAUGUCAGGUGUCAAUCCAUAUUGAUUGUGAUUUAGAAAUGUUAGGUGAUUUCUGCCCUUUAUGGAUUAAAACCAGACUCUGUAUCAACUGUGUAAUUUUCCAUGGGAGUUUUGUCAUGGAUCCCCCUCCGGCAUGCCACAGUCCAGGUGUUAGUCCCCUUGAAACAACUUUUCCAUCCCUAUUGUGGCCAGAAAGAGUCCCUGUGUGUUUUAAAAUUCGCCUCCCCAUUGAAGUCAAUGGCGCUUCGGGCGGUUCGCCGGUUCGCGAACAUUUAUGAAGUUCGCUGCUCAGCCGUCAUGAACCUAGGCCUUCGGUUCAUGACAUCACUACCCACCUCCUAUAGAAUGUAAGCUCGAUUGAGCAGGGUCCUCUUCAACCUAUUGUUCCUGUAAGUUUAUUUAUAAUUGUCCUAUUUAUAGUUAAAUCCCCUUUCAUAAUAUUGUAAAGUGCUACGGAAUCUAUACGGCGCUAUAUAAAUGGCAAUAAUAAUAAUAAUAAUAAUAAUAAUAAUAAUAAUAAGGAGAGAUGGCCAUGGGCUACAGGUGCCAACUCUAAGCUUUCAGCAGGGGACUGGGUGGGAGACAAUGUGAAGUCGCUGGAGGCACUGUCAGUCUACUAUUGCCUGUACUUGUUCUGGCCUCACCAUUCAUAGAGCAGCAUUUGGGCCUACCAUAUAAUGCUGAAGGUUCUGUGGCGUACUCGCACCUGAGGAAGGUGUUUCAUCUGGGCGUGUAGCUGGCACAGAUCAACCACGUCCUCUCCUUGCAACAGGAGCUCCACCAACACAAGCAGGACCACGACCAUGGUCAUGUCCCUUAUUUGAUGCUCUCCUCAUAUUUUUGCGUUCACUCACCAAACUAACAGAUGUUUUUUGUCAGGCGACAAUGUAACCGCCAAUAGUCAACAAUUUAUUUAAUAUUGCUCUCCUCAUAUUUUUGCGUUCACUUACCAAACUAACAGAUGUUUUUUGUCAGGCGACAAUGUAACCGCCAAUAGUCAACAAUUUAUUUAAAUUUUUUUUUUGUUUUUUGGACUGCAAGAAAUGCGCGCUGUAAGCAGUGUUUGACAGUUCUAUUUGACUCUCAGAUAUGAAGUGCAUAUCUGGACGCAAAUGUACUAUUUAGCACAAAAAAAGUGUUUUUGUUUUUUUUGGGUUUUUUUUCAAACCAACAAUGUAACAGUAGUAUUUAAGGGUUUUAUUAGGCUGCAAGAAAUGUAGUACGGAAAUGUACUAUUUAGCGCCCAAAAUAUUGCAGUAUUUAAAAAUGUCAAAUGUUGCCCACUGAGCUACCAGAACAGGAUUAAAUUCAUGUGCCUGGCACACAUGCAGUUGCAAGUGAACUGCACUGGGCUCAGGGCAGGGUACAAAAAUUUUGUAUAGCACUCACUAAAAUAACGGCUGUCGUUUGAAUAAUCGCUGUAGUUUGCAGAUUCAACACCAGAAUUAUUUCCUAAUCUGUCCUUAACAGCUGCAGUAUCCUCUCCCUACACUAAUAAGAGCUCAUGUGCAUGCGGCACUACACAACUCCAGUUUAUAUAUAGAGGCUGGGUCACAUGCUGCACUGGCCAAUCACAACCAUGCCAUUAGUAGGCAUGGCUGUGAAGGCUUCUAAGGGCAAACGAGUCAAAAGAUUGUUGAUUGGCUGCCCUGCAGCCUUUCAAAAAAUGUGCCAUUAAAUCGCCAAACAUCUAACUCCAACCCGAACAUACACUGAAAUAUCCAUGUCCGGGGUCCAAAAACCGUAAUGUUCGGUACGAACCCGAACUUCACGGUUCGGGUUCGCUCAACUCUAUUCAUAUUACCUGGUAGUCUUGAGAACAGGUCAGUCAUGACGGUGUCAUUCUAUUUCCACUGGUCCUAAAAGAACCCAUCACCAGAUGUUAGGGAUUCCGUACAAAAUCAGUGUAGGCAAAAUACAAGGUUGGACACGAUGGAUUCACAAGCUUGGAUUUUUGUUUCCACCUCGCUGUUCUUCCCAUACUCCCAGAUAUCAGGAUAUUAGGGUCCCAAAGUCACUAAAAUUGUUAGCCAAAUAGCCAAUACCCUCUGAAAAAGCCUUUUCCAAUUAAGUAGCCAUGGUCAGAGUAGUGGGGAAAUCUAGGAUCAGAUCUUUUCUACAAUAGACAGACAUGUUGUGAAAAUCUGAUUGUGAUUACAAAUUUUGCAUAUAUACAAGUUAUCAGUUACAAACAAAGGAAUGUUAACUCUUUCCUGCCAUUUUUUGCAACAUGACACAAACACACACUUUGUUACCACUUGUCUAGCAAGAAGAGGGAGCUGUAGCAAAUGUUGCCCUUUAGAAACAUUGUGGCAAAUAUCCAUUUGGUUAUGUAAUGCUAAAACGCAAACCUGUAUAAUCAAUAUGAUAUAUAGGAUAACCUUGCUUUCUGGUAAUAGAAGGGUUAAUAGACAAAAAGCUGUUUUAAAAAUUGGUUAUGUUGCCUUUUGAGACCGUAUGGUAGCCCAAGAAUAAGAAUUACCCCCCAUGAUGUGACAUGCCAUUUGCAAAAGUAGACAACCAAAGGUAUUGCAAACGGGAUAUGUCCAGUCAUUUUUAGUAGCUACUUAGUUACACUGGCCAAAUAUUUGUUUUUUGCUUUUUUCACACAAAAACAAAUAUGAACACUAACUUUGGCCAGUGUUUGUGACUAAGUGGCUACUACAUACUCCACUUGCAAUACCUUGGGUUGUCUACUUUUGCAAAUGGUAUGUCAUCAUGGGGGUUAUUCUCAUUCCUGGGUUACCACACGGUCUCAAAGGUAACAUUACUAAUAUGGCAAAUUUCAAUGUGAAAAAAAUGAAAAAUGGAAUGUGCUAUAUUUGAUCCUUUACCUUUCCAAAACACCGUAAAAACUGUACUCGUGACACUGAAUCCAAAUUAUGUGCUUUUUUGCAGUAAAAGCUAACAGUAUUAUGACAUUUACAGCUAAAAUGUGAUGUGGAACUACACAUUUUUUAAAAAACUUUAAAUUUCUCUUUUUUUUCAUGAUAAAUUAUGUUUCAUAUAUAAAUAUUUGAUAUGAAAUGAAAACCCUGUUUCUCCUGAACAAACUGAUAUAUAAUAAGUGUGGGUGCAUAUAAUAUGAAAGAGGUGAACUACAGGUUAACCCCUUCAGGACGGGUGACGGACGAGGUCCGUCACAGAGGGGAGACCCUUAACGACGGGUGACGGACCUCGUCCGUCACGCGGUAAAAUUAACCCCGGAUCGCCGCUAUCGCGGCGAUCGCGGGGUUAAUGGUGCUCCCGGUAUGCCUCUGCAUUAGAGGCAUACCGAGAGCACCCGGUCAGGCUGCCCAGCACAUGUGCUCGCUCUGACCGCAAGUCAGAGCGAGCACAUGUGCUUUGUAUACUCACCUACCGGCUCCCUGCACUUCCUGGUUCUGUGUGAAGUGCAGGGAGCCGGAACAGUGCACAUCCUGCCCCCUGCUGUAAAAAAAAAAAAAAAGUUAAUUUAAAGUGUCCCCCCCCUUACCCAUUUUAAUAAAAAAUUAACCCCUUCCCUGCCAAUUGAUCACUGACUACAGCGAUCAAAUAGAGAUCACAGUAUUAUACUGUGAUCUAAUUUUUUUAACCCCUGAGGAUUAACUUUUAUUUAUUUUUUUAACCCUCAGGGGUUCAAUUUAUUUAAUUAAUUAAUUUAAAUAUUUUAUAACUAUAUAUUUUGCUAGCUGGGGUGGGUGGGAGUUAUGGGAAAAUGGGCAAUUUACUGUUAGUGCUGCGUACUGCUAGUUAGGGGUUAACGGUAAAAAAAAAAGCUUAGAAAAAUGUUAAAUCUGUAAAAAAGUUUUAAGAAAGUUUAGGAAAGUUUAAAAAAAAAUUAUAAGCAAAACAAAAGUUUAAAAAGUAGUUUUUAAAAGUAAAAAAGUUAUAAAAAGUAAAAAAAUACAUUUUAAAAACGCUCAUUACCACUACACCUGGAACAAACUAGAGAAAAAAUUAUCCCAUGCCAAGGUUCAAAAUAUGCCUUUUGAAUUACCCCAGGGUGUAUUCUUUAAUAAAUAGUAUGUGUUUGUGGGGAAGUUUCAAUAACCAACCGCCUAAACUACUCCAAAUUGGAACAUGGACACAGCGUAAAACUUCAAAGUUAGAAAAAAACUGAAUGGCUGCGUCUCAAAUGCGCCCCUUCAACAUCCACGUAUACCUGGCAAAGGUACAUACGGGGGUAUUGCUGUACUCAGCCGACAUAGCUGAGCAACAUAUGAAGUAUUAUACAGUCAUAGUACACAUAAGGUUUGCAAAAUAUGCUGCGCAAACUCACUUUGUAUGUCAAAAGGGCAGAAAAAAUGCUUAUUACCACUACACUUGGUACAAGCUAGCGGAAAAAUGAUCCCACGCUAAGGUUCAAAAUAUGCCUUUUGAAAUACCCUGGGAUCUUUAAGAAAUGGUAUGGCUUUAUGGGGAAUUUGGAUUAUAUAGCCUGGUAAAAUACUCUAAAAUGGGACAUAGGCACAGCAUAAAAAUUCAAAGUUUGAAAAAAACUGGAAUGGCUGUGUCCCAAAUGUGCCCCUCCGAUGUCCACACAUACCUGGCAAAGGUACAUACGGGGGUAUUGCUGUACUCAGCCCACAUAGCUGAGCAACAUAUGAAGUAUUAUACAGUCGUAGCACACAUAAGGUUUGCAAAAUAUGCUGCGCAAACUCACUUUGUAUGUCAAAAAGGCAGAAAAAAUGCUUAUUACCACUACACUUGGUACAAGCUAGCGGAAAAAUGAUCCCACGCUAAGGUUCAAACUAUACCUUUUGAAACACCCUGGGUGUCUACUUUAAGAAAUGGUAGGCCUUUGUGGGGUAGUUUGAAUUUAAAACCUGCGAAGAUGCUUGGAAAUUGCACAUAGGCCCAGCGUCAAAAUUCAAAGUUUGGUAAAAACGGAUAUGGCUUGGUCUCCUAUAUGGCACUGUAGCUUCACAAAAUAGUGACAAAGACAUUCAUUGGGGUGUAUUUUUACUCAAAAGACUUAGCUGAGCAUAAUUUGGGAGGUUUGAACUUAGUGGCACAUAUGAAAUAUACAAAACGCCCAGCAAAAAUGCAAUCCGGAUGUAAAAAAUGCACAAAAUAAUUUUUUUACCACAUACUUUGGCAUAUAUUGGUGAAAAAAUGGGGGUAUGUUAAGGCACAAUAUGCACCUUAUGAGAUAUCCUGGAGUGUCUACUUUUACAAAUGGUAGGCCUUUGUGGGGUUUUUUUGAACAGUCAAACUGUUAUAAUACCCCAAAUUUAAGCUAAGGCUCAUUAAAUCCAUCUCUCAAAAUUCUACUAUGAAUACUGUAAAGGACAGGUCUCCUAUAUGGCACUGUAGCUUCACGAAAUAGUGCCGAAGACAUUCAUAUGGGGUGUCAUUUUACUCAGAAGACUUAGCUGAGCAUAAUUUGGGGGGUUUGAACUUAGUGGCACAUAUGAAAUAUACAAAACGCCCAGCAAAAUGCAAUCCGUAUGUAAAAAAUGCACAAAAUUAUUUUUUACCACAUACUUUGGCAUAUAUUGGUGAAAAAAUGGGGGCAUGUUAAGGCACAAUAUGCACCAUAUGAGAUACCCUGGAGUGUCUACUUUUACAAAUGGUAGGCCUUUGUGGGCUUUUUUUGAACAGUUAAACUGGUAUAAUACCCCAAAUGGAAGCCUAGGCUCAUUAAAUCCAUCUCUCAAAAUUCUACUGUGAAUACUGUAAAGGACAGGUCUCCUAUAUGGCACUGUAGCUUCACGAAAUAGUGCCAAAGACAUUGAUAUGGGGUGUCAUUUUACUCAGCAGAUGUAACUGAACACAAAAUAAAACUUUGUACAGGAAUAGCACACACCAACUUUACAAAAUAUACACGAGAAUUUCUCUGUUAAAAGUUUGUGUGCCAAAAACCAAAAAGAACACAAUUUUACUCCAAUAUUUAGCAGAGGUUGGCGGUGAAAUGGCUACGUAGAAAGUGUCAAAACAACCUUAGGUAAAUAGCCCGUGAUGUCUACUUUAUAUAAAUAUAUACUUUUGUGUGGCAAUUUUGUUUUCCUUUAUGGCUAUUAAGCUUACAAGACAAACAUACCAAAUUCUAAAAUCACUCCACAUUAAAAGUUUAUUUUACUCCUUGUGCUUUGUGACCUGUAACUACCAAAAAAAAACUUAAAAUCCCAGACACAUUAUAUAUUCUGUAAAUCAGAACAAAUAAAUAAAUUUAUUUUUAAUUACUUUCCUUAACCUGCACUAAUUAUGCACACAUUAUUAUUGCAAAAACUGUAAAAAAAAAACAAUAUUUUUCAUUUUAUUUGCAUUUUUCUGUAUUUUUUUAUAAUAAGUAAGCAUUUAUAUAUAUAUAUGUUAUAUAUAUAUAUAUAUGUUAUAUCAAAUGAAAGCCCUUUCUGUCCUUUAAAAAACAGUAUAUAAUAUGUGUCGGUGCAAUAAAUGAGAGAGAUGCAAAUUGCAGUUGAACGCAAACAGCAAGAAAAUGCAAAAAUUGCUUGUGUCAUUAAGCGUAAGUCAAGCUUCUGAAGCUGUGUCCUUACGGGGUUAACAGACAUAUAGCGCAAAUUUCAGUUUUUGUUUACAUUUUGUUUUGAUCAGAACGUGUACUAUUGACUCUGUCCUGAAGGGGUUAAGUUGCCACUGGCAUGGUACUAAAAACCUCCACUUAUUUAAAUAGUCACAUAAACAAGUAUUGGACAUCCCAAAAAACAUCGUGAUUUUAGGAUAAUUAUUUGACUGAACCGAGCUUUGCUAGCAGAUGUGAAGUUAAAUGGAUUUUUUUUUUUACAAGCUUUUGUUUUGCUUUGAAAGACAAGAUGAGAUCAAGCCAAUAUUUAGACUGUUUAGGGGAAUAGGUUAUUGCUGAUACACUGAUAGAUUGUAGCAAUGCCAAUUUACAUACUUUAUAAAUAAUGGUAUGACCCACUGUUUGAACUGCUGUCAAAGUAUAAUAUGAAACAUUCUUCUUUUAUCUACAGACAAUAGAUAUGGAGAAUCACACAAUGGUCACUGAGAUAAUCCUAUUGGGAUUCCAUCACCUUCACAGCAUGAGACAUUUAUUAUUUUCUAUCAUUCUUGUUGUUUAUUGUCUGACAAUAUCUGGAAAUUUCCUCAUCACUGUGUUAGUGUCAUGUUACAGACAUCUUCAUUUUCCAAUGUAUUUCUUUCUUACUCAAAUGUCCAUAUCAGAUAUUUUGUUGACAACAAGUAUUGCACCUCAAAUGCUUUCCAUCGUCAAUCAUGAAGGAGGUAUUAUAUCUCUAAAAGCUUGUAUAACUCAGUACUACUUCUUCGGUGCUUGUGAAGCUUUAGAAUGUUUCCUGUUAACAGUGAUGUCUUAUGACCGAUAUCUGGCCAUCUGUAACCCCCUGCAAUAUACCUCUAUAAUGGACCAUGCAUUUUGUAUUAAAUUAAUAGUUAUAUCUUGGGUGUUAGGCUUUUUUGUGGCAUUAUUAAUUAUACUGCCCAUAACUCAGCUGGUAUUUUGUGGACCUAACAUCAUUGAUCAUUUCUUUUGUGAUAUUGAUCCACUCUUGAAGCUUUCAUGUUCUGAUACCUUAAUAAUACAUAUAGAAGCUUUUUUCCUAGCAGUCCCUAUAAUUGUUAUACCUUUCUUAAUGGUAAUUGUGUCAUAUGUCUAUAUUGCUCUCACUAUUGCUAGAAUUCCAUCAAUUAGUGGGAAAAAGAAAGCCUUCUCUACCUGCAGCUCCCAUUUGACUGUUGUUUCCAUAUUCUAUGGGACUCUAACUAGCAUUUACGCUGUUCCAACUAAUGAAAGAUCAUUGACGACAAGCAAAAUUCUGUCUAUGUUUUUGACAGUGGUAACCCCAAUGCUUAAUCCAAUAAUAUACAGCCUGAGGAACAAUGACAUUAGAGAAGCACUAAAGAAAAUACAUCCAUACCUUUUUAUAAAGGGAAAUAUGAAAUAAUUGUUUAAAGCUAGAGGGGAUGCAAAUUAUUUUGUAAGACAAUAAUUACUAUACUUAUCUGGAGACAGGGCGCUAUUUAGCUAAACAUGAGAAAAUUGUAGGUUUUAUCUAUCACAAAACCAUAUAAUAAAUGGGUAGGUACAAAGACUGACACUACGAGCUUCAGGCAGCUAUAAAAGGUUAAUGCAUUACGAAGUAACACUGAUAAUACCACCUGACAUGUGAGUGACAGAGGAAGGCAUGUAUAGGUGGUACUUUAAAGGCAUCCAUACAUAUCAUCACAGGACACUUCAGUUACAGUGAACAUAAAAACAAGAACCUUAACGACUGGUCUAUUGAAGCAUAAACAUGGAGAGCCGUUGAAAGCCUUCAUCCUGGCUAAUAAGAAUAACAUGAAUCCAAUUAAAACUAGUGAGCCAUUAAACUAAACACAGUGCUAAGCACAAUUAGGCUUCUGUACUACAACCGAGAAACAUGGAAAAUGAUCAACCAUUAGAGGGGUCUUUAUUUAUCCUAACAUUUGAAUUUCUUGCCUUAACCCGAUGAAAGUAACUAGGUCUGGAAUUGAUUGCUGUGUAUUGAUAAGUAACAACAUUAGCUAUACUUGCAUUUUGGCUCUGUGGUAUCUGGAGUAUGCAUCCUCAAACCUUCAUGCUCUUUUUGUAUCUACAAACUUUUAACAAUAAUAGAGAACGUCUUGAACUCUACCACAAGGUACUUAAAUGCUAUGAAAGUAACUCACACUUUCACUAUAGCAUAAUACCUAUGUUUGAUGGAAGUUUGUGUUUUGAAAUCUUAAAUCUUUUCAAGUAAUGUUGCUGAAGCUCAGUGCGCCGGCAACUGCUAAACCUAUUGCUACCUUAAUUCAUGAAUUUCUGGUGUCUGGAUACAUACCAAAACUUUGGAAGACUGCAAAAGUAGAACGUAUCCAUAAAAAAGGUGUCAAUACUUUGGUAUCCAACUAUUGUCCAAUAUCAUUGCUCCCCAUAUUGUCCAAAAUCUUGGAAAAAUGUCAUCCCAGAGAUCACCCCCAAUAGAUAGGCUUCAUAAAAUACGCCCACUGGUAGACCAUCUUCAACACAAAUUUUUUGAAGUUUAUACCCCCAUGAAAAUGUAUCAAUUAAUGAAUCCUUAAUGCAAUAUAAAGGCAGAUUAGGAUUCAAAACAGUACAUCCCCACAAAGCGCUCUAAAAUACUACCAACUUUGCCAGAGCGAAAGUGGCUAUACGUUUGCCUUUUGCUUAUAUGAGCGAAAGAUGGUCAAUUGGACCCUCCUGAUUGUCCUGACUUUCUGGGGACAAGUGGGAAAAUAGUUUGGGACCUACUGAUCCCCUCAUUCAAUAAAGGUUACCACCUUUAUGUGGACAAUUUUUGUAGCAGUGUUAGUUUGUUUCAAAUUCUUUAUGGUUUGCAGACACUGGCCUGUGGCACUGUGAGACAAAAUGCCAAAAACUCCCCAGAAGUCACAUAGAGGCCAAAUUAAAAAAAAUAGGUGAAUGCAAAGCUUGCAAUAAAAUUUAAGGACAGGAAGAAUGUUAACAUAUAGACAAAGAAUACAACUAAUGAGGUCAGACGGCUCUCUAGAUGAAGGGAGGCGCUGUACCCCACUGGAAUUAACCUCUAAAUUAAAAAAAAAAAAUCAGCUUAUAGGUAAUAAACUUUAUUAGAAAUUGACAUACAAAAUAGGUGCAACAAUAAGUGAAAAGUGAUAAUCACUAUCAAUUAAAAAGGAGGGGAAACCUACAUAGCUCAGUAUCAAUAAUAGCGAAAAAUUGAAACAGUGUGAGCUACUGAAAUAUAAUUUAAACUAUAUCCCAGAUUGGUAUAUAUAAAAAAGACAACAAAGUCUCAAAUUCAAGUGAACAGGAUAUAGUAUUAGAAGGGACAAGCACUACACACUUAAAAACAAUCCACCUCUAGGGUAGCCUCAAACAGCCCCAGAAAUCCUGUUGGGAAGUACUAAAACUUCCAAGGGUUAAAUUGGAGUAAGUAGAUGUAAUUAAAAGACUUGUUCAUGUAGGAAAAUCCUAUGGCUAUUGUAACGGACCGUUUUGCACAAAAGGGGAAAAAACCGCUUAGACGAUAAUCCCCUUUUCAGAGACAGGCACAGCUACUGAAUAAUCACCAAAACUCACGAACCGCCAAUAAGUGAAUGCUCCAAACUCCCGAACGGCAUACAAGGGAAUAAGGUAGCACUUCAAAUAAACUAACAGGAACCAUACGAAUAGCUGCUAGCAGGCGAACAGGAAAAGCUUCCAAGCGGCUUACACUCCUGGCAAUCAGUCUCCAACAGCAUACAGUGAAUCCCCCCAAGAACGAGACAAGGCUCCGUGUUGAGGGUCAAGCAGUGGUCUGUUUAAUGAGGGCUACCUGCCCAGCUUUUAUGCAGGUCUCCAACCUGGUGGACACUCCCCUAGGGGACCAAAUGGGAGACUGUGACAAGGGACAGACAAGUAUACAAAAAGGACACACAGUCACAGUAUAUUCCCACAAUGCAUCCUGGCUUCCUCCCCUCUGCCCUGGGAGAUAAUUGGGAAGUAACUCAAUUAUCUCCCAAGACAAAGGCAAAACUCCAUUACACACGUGGGAACACAAAAACAGCAUUAUACUUUAAAAUGCACAAAGUAACAUUUACUACAUUAAACACAGGCAUGUAACACAUCCCCAGAUAGCUCAGGUCUGAGUGCACAUUAUUAGUUGAAUGGCACUCAGACUACACGAAUACAGUUCAAUCGCCAUGGAGCCAAAGUCUUUACAGUCAGUUUCAUACGAAUGGGCUCCAUGGGAUUCCUAUCUGGGGUAUAAGACAUUCACACAAAAAUACCGAACACCGGGUCAUUCGUGUGCUUUCACCGAACAAGAAGGGAGGUCGGCGGCUUCAGCGGUGUUCGCGCAAAACUGUGUCCGAUUUAGUUCCAUGAAAAUAGAGGCGAACACCGCUGUUCAUUCGUAUGGUUUAAAAUGGCCGCGACCUCGUGUUCGGGAUACGAACGGCGGCCACCCAGCGUUCAUCAAUUAAGCUGCGGUUAACCGCAGCUUCAGGGAGGUUAAUUGCCGGCACACUCCAGCUCCCAGGUGGUCCAGUCAUUCGUACGGUUGUUCGGUAGAUUGAAGCUACCGAACAACCGGCAGAAAAGAAUGAAUAUGGCUUUUCUGCAUGGAAAAAUAAAGUCUUUUAAAAGGGGGCCAUAGUCCAAAGGCAGCAGGCGAGCAACCAGGCUUCUCCAAUGCAAUGUGGCGAGAUUGGUCUCGUCACAGCUAUAAUUAGUUGCAAAGCUGGUAGAGAUAGAAAAAGAUCAACUGAAAUAAAGUCUAUCAAUACCCACAGUGCUGAAGUAGAAUCUGUGGUUUAUACAGGAAAAGUCCUGAGGUUAACUCCAAACCCAAUACUGGUAUUGAAUGGGUAAAGUUUAACCCUUAGGAUGCCCUAGGCACUAUUAGCUCACAAUUUACUAGUUUACGUAUUACUUUAUAUAGAGCAUUUAUCUAAACUCGAUGUUACAUGCAAUGUGACCAAUGGCUCUUGACUUGUGAGUGAUACUGUGUGUUACGGUACCCUCAGCAUUAAAUGUACAAACCGCCGUUUAGUGAAUGCUCCCCUCUCGCAAUAGCAUAGGCUGCAUGCGUAUCCAGUACAAUCAUGCGAAACGCAAGCAAGGGAACACUGCAAACUCACAAACGGGAUCCGUACGGGCACUUCAUUCCACGAGCUCCAAAAUAACGAAUUGCUAAUAGUAGCCGAACGCAUAUAUCUCCCAAGCGGCUAAUAAUCCCAUCCAGCAGUCUCUAGUCGUCGGUAAUAAAUCCCCCCAAUAACGAGACCAAGCUCCGCAUUGAGGGUAAAAUAUGAACUGGCUUUACUGUGGGCUACCUGCCCGUAUUUAUGCAGGUCUCCCACUUGGUGGACACUCCCCUAGGGGACCAAAUGGGAGACUGUAACAAUAGACAGACAUAUGGCAGGUUAGGACCCACAGACACAGAAUAUUCUCAGCAUGCAUUAGUAUUUCCUCACCUCUGCCCUGGAGAUAAUUGAGAAGUAAUUCAAUUAUCUCAAGGACAGAGGCAAAUCGCCAUCUUAUCCUUAGCCUGGAUCUGAGUGCAUAUUAUAGGCGAAUAGCGCUCAGAUUCCAUACGCAUAGUUCAAUCGCCAUGGAGUCAAAGUCUAUUACAGUCUUUCGGUAUAUGAUUGACUCCAUGGGAAGGCUAUCUGGGGUAAGUCCAUUCGUGCAUUUAAACCUCCCGAACGGCCGGUGUUCGCACACUUCUGUCGAUUGAGAAGGGAGGUCGGCGGCUUCAGCGGUGUUCGGCUGAAAAAGUGUCCGUUUUCAGUUCCAUGAAAUCAAUGCCGAACACCGCUGGUCUUUCGCAUGGUUUAAAAUGGCCGCCGCCUCGUGGUCGAAAUGCGAACAAUGAAUAAUCCAUCUGCAUUCCCGUUCUGCUUACCGGGUCUGUACCUGAUAGGGAAAUUUUAGGGUUGUAGUGUCAAACUCCACCUCAACAGUCUACCAUUGUCUCCUGAGACCCGGUUAAUGUCUAGACUAGGGCCAAACACUCUUUCUCCACUGCCGCAUAACUCACUUCUCUGGGUAAUAACUUUCGGGUGAGAUAUGCGACAGGCUGCUCUCUGUAUUCGGUUUUAAUCGAGAAGUGUCUGUGGUUAACCGUAACGUUCUAAUUGGGAUCAAGAGGUUAACCAGCAGCACACUUCUCUUCUGGGUGGCCGUUCAUUCAGUAGUUUUGUUCGUUGGAAAAGUCAAUUCACUGAACAGGGGCAAACGAAUUCCACGAAAAGGCAAAACAGACGAAUCCAGCAAUCUCAGUCUAUACAGAUGGAUCUGUCACACUGUGAUACUCCUAAUGUUCAUAUAUUAUAUUUAACUUGUUCCAACAAUAUUGUACUAUUGUUUUGCAUUUUUAUACUAUUACAGCUUUACACUGAACUGCUCAAUUGUUUGUAUUUUGUAGAAGUGGUUCAGGGGAUACCACCUAAGGUGUAUUGAGCUCAUAAUUCAUUUAUUUUUUCUCCAUAUUGUGCACUUAUUUGUAGCUAUAGGUGGAUAUGCCCUGAAACUCACCUAGUCUAUUUGUUUUUGCGGCCUGUGAAAAUAAACAAGAUAGUGUAUUGCUUCAGAUUUAUGGUAAAUGGGUGGAUUUCAGUGGAGUGCUGGCAGCCUUAGGCCUGGGGUGCAAAGCUAGUCUAGUGGCCCAUUGCACCACCAAACCAGUUCACCAUCCAUGCCCACCUUUUCCUGGUUUCCGGGUGCAGUUUGGCUCCACUGGUCUGGUGUAGAACAGGCUGUCUGAAGGCUGUUUGCAACUGUGGUCACAAAAUUCAAUGUUCUGGGAGAAUUGGAAGCAGCUCCAUUUUUUGGGGGCCCCAUACACAGCUCAAGGUCUGAGCCCCAGGGCCUGACUGUGAGUAUGCCCAUAAGGCCCACUCAUGAGUCCACUUAUAUACUCCACCCACCCAUGAGUUCGCUCACAGGGAGUGGAGUGUGUAGGGGAUGUGUUAUGUGUUAUUGUAGAGGAUCUAAUAUGUGUGCUUGUGAUAUGUAGUGUAUAGGGAUACCAGUUUGUGUAAGUGAUGCAGUGUGUUUGUGUGUAGUGGAAGCAGUGUGUAUAUGUGUAUAAGGGAUGUAUUGUGUGUUUCUGGUAGACGUGGGCAUUUCAGAAAUUUUCGUUUCGUACGAAUGUAUUCGUACGAAAAAGAAAAUACUUUAGUCAGAACCGAAAUUCGUCAAUUCUUUCAUUCGUUUUCGUACGAUAUUCGGUAGUAUUUUCAUUUCGGCUAAACUUGUUCGUUCAUUCGGCGCGAUUUAAUUGAGCCAAAUGAAUUGAAUACAUAAAACUAUGUUCCCUAAUCCCUAAAUACCGAAUAGCUUCAACCGAACUCAGUAAAACCAUUCGUUUCAAAUGUUGUACAUUGCUAACAACAUGGCAUUGAUUGAAUGCUGUAUUAUGCCUAAAACUCCCGAACCGUCAAAUGCACGAACGCUGGCAUUCGCAUGAAAAUUUAUUGGCGCUAUUAGUAAAUUACCGAACACCAUUCACUAUAGUCAUUCGUAUGUCGAAUGGUAUUGCAAAUACAAUGCAAUCAUAAAAGUCAGUUCCCUAAUCCCUAAAUAGCGAAUAGCCUCAAGUGAACGCAGUAAAACCAUUCAUUCGUUUACAUUUUCGUACAUUGAUCUCCCAACACAUGGCAUUGAACAAUGUUCUAAUCUAUUUACGCCUAAAACUCCCGAACCGUCAAAUGCACGAACACUGCCGUUCGCAUGAAAAUGUAUUGGCACUAUUAGUAAACUACCGAACACCACUUACAAUAGUCAUUCGCAUGUCGAAUGACAUUGCAAAUGCAAUGCAUUGCUUUUGCUUAGUUUCUUGGGCUCAUGAAUCAUCAUGCUUCCCUGACAGGUGGUACUGGCAACACAGUAUCAUUUUAUAAGGGAGUGGGAAAGUAGUAGCCAAUUAAAUAGGCUUUUACAUACUGCCAGACAAAACUGUAGAAAAAAAAAAAGUAUCAACUCAAGGCAGUCCUUCAAUGCAAAAUCUAUCCAGAUUUUCUAUAGGCCAGCCAUUCAGCCAUUUUGGAGCUCAGCCAGCCCACCACCCUGUCAGCCAUUUUAGGCACUUGGACACUGAGCCUGCCAGAAGUGGUCAUGUCCUCCUCCAGCUCCUCAAGCGAGAUAGCCAUGGAUGUAGUGGAGGGGGCAUUGGCCACUCUGGCCAGGAG
Messenger RNA from Pelobates cultripes (western spadefoot toad), 16190 nucleotides. The record is from the annotation of a GenBank genome assembly. Lineage: Eukaryota; Metazoa; Chordata; Amphibia; Anura; Pelobatidae.